[Candida] anglica is the source of this 372-nucleotide messenger RNA. Lineage: Eukaryota; Fungi; Ascomycota; Pichiomycetes; Serinales; Debaryomycetaceae. The record is from the annotation of a GenBank genome assembly.
AUGUCUGCCGUUGGCUCUUUAAUCUUCUGCACUUCCUGUGGUAACUUGUUGGACGCCAGCGGGUCCCAAAAAGCGUUGGACUGUAAGGUUUGCAGUGCUUCAUACCCUGCCGACACAUUUGCCAACCUUAAGGUUGUAACACAAUCAGCUGAAGAUGCUUUCCCAUCCAAAUUAAGAAUGGAUAGAUCUGUUGUGAAGACUUCCUUGAAGAAAGAUGAGCUUGACGAAGGUGCUACCAUCAAGGAAAAAUGUCCAAAGUGUGGUAACGAAGAGAUGCUGUACCAUACCUUACAACUUAGAUCAGCUGAUGAAGGUGCCACUGUUUUCUACACCUGUACUGGUUGUGGAUACCGUUUCAGAACGAAUAAUUAG